AGUUUAUUUCUAGAUUAAAAUGAACUGAAUAAUGCCGCCUGUAAAUGUUAGGGGGUCUGACUCUCACCAGAAAGCAGGGGCCGAGGGAGUACCUUUAGGAGUUCCUGGAGUGCAGUCAUCUAAUAAACAUAUUCUUCCACAGUUCUACAGUAUUGGAGCUAAUCCACCUCCAGCAUGGAGCAAUUAUAUUGGAUCAGUGAAAAAAGACUCCCCAGUAGUUGCUACACAACUAGUUGUUCCUACUCAACUAUCUGAGGUUCCUGUCAACCUAACCUGUGUUCAUUGCCAGCACCAUGUUACUACUAGGACGAGAACACAUCCCUCUCCUCUAAGCUGGUGCGUGUGCUCCUGCCUCUGCAUAUUCCUUAUCUGGCCUUGUUGUCUUCUACCUUUCUGCUUUGGAUAUCUUAAUAUCACGGAGCAUAGAUGUUCGAACUGCUAUAAAGUGUUAGGACGUUAUAAAGGAUGGAAAGGUCGGGCUGAUCCUUAAUUAGAUUUUCUUUAUUUAUGUUUUUUUCUUUUAGAUUUUUACUUAAGUUUUUUCAUCAAUUUGUUAUUUGUUUCGAA
Molecule: messenger RNA, 567 nt
Organism: Eurytemora carolleeae
Lineage: Eukaryota; Metazoa; Arthropoda; Copepoda; Calanoida; Temoridae
Product: cell death-inducing p53-target protein 1 homolog
Exons: 8
Coding region: 32-490 (152 amino acids)
Molecular function (GO): zinc ion binding
Source: RefSeq, a predicted model, not a curated record